Molecule: messenger RNA, 2307 nt
Organism: Impatiens glandulifera
Lineage: Eukaryota; Viridiplantae; Streptophyta; Magnoliopsida; Ericales; Balsaminaceae
Product: phosphatidylserine decarboxylase proenzyme 2-like
Exons: 21
Coding region: 181-2148 (655 amino acids)
Biological process (GO): phospholipid biosynthetic process
Molecular function (GO): phosphatidylserine decarboxylase activity; calcium ion binding
Source: RefSeq, a predicted model, not a curated record
UAUACAAAACCCCCCAACAGAGCAAAGCUAGGGCCAAGUAUUCUUUUUCAGAUAUUCAUGUUUUAUCUUAAAGGGUCUGCAAAAAGUUAGAAAAAUCUAAAGUCACACACCUUUAAGGUUUUUAUUUCUUGUUCAUAUUCUUAAAAACCUCAUCUUUCUGCAAAAUCUACGUACAAAGAUAUGGGUCAAACAGUUUCUAAAUCCAUUGAAACAUCGUCUUCAUCGUCAUCCGAUGAUUCGCAUCCUGUCCGCACCGACGGAAAAAUCAGCCGCCGUAAAAGUAUUUCCAAAGUCAUGGGGAAACUGACUCUCCAUCGUUCUGAUCUACGCGGUUCUAUACGCAGACGUUUACGCCGGAAAACUAACAAUUCAGAUCGGGAUCUUUGUAGGUUACUUGAAGCUGAAGACUUCGCCGGAAUAGUCAAUGUUAGACUUAUUGAUGCGGAAAUGCAUUUCGAAGAUAAGUGGAUGGCUUGCUUAUCAUUUGGAGAACAAACCUAUAAGACGGAAGUAUCUGAUAACACAAAGAAGCCUAUCUGGAAUUCGGAGAAGAAACUUCUUAUAGAAAGCAAAGGACCUCAUCUUGCGAGAAUUUCUGUAUACGAGACCAACAGAUUAUCGAAGAACAACCUCAUUGGCUAUUGCGAAAUCGAUCUUUUUGAUGUACUCAUUAAGGACUGUGAAUCCGAGUCUACUGUUCAUAAAUUGUUAGAUCCAUCAACCUCAGAGGAAGUUGGCAGACUUUCUAUUUCAUUUACUUUUGAGGACCCAACUGAGACAAAACAGAGCUUCACAAGGCGCAUCUUGUCCUUAGCGGAUUCAAAUGCGGAUGGAACACUUUCAUUAUCAGAGUUUUCUCAAUUAAUUGAUGCUUUUGGCAAUCAAGUAGCAGCUAAGAAGAAAGAGGAGCUUUUCAAAGCAGCUGAUAAGAAUGGAGAUAAUUCUGUUAGCAUUGAUGAGUUGGCUGUUCUUCUUGCUGAUCAGCAAGAUAAAGAACCACUAAUCAAUUGUUGUCCUGUGUGUGGUGAGAAUCUUGAAGUGUCUGAUGAGCUCAAUAGUAUGAUACACUUGACCUUGUGUUUCGAUGAAGGAACAGGAAAACAGAUUAUGACGGGUGGAUUCUUGACUGAAAAACAAGCUUCAUAUGGGUGGAUGUUUAAACUAAGUGAAUGGACACAUUUUUCCUCAUAUGACAUUGGUCUGAGAUCUGGAUCAAGUGCCUCUCAUAUUGUGGUUUUCGAUCGCAGAACAAAGAGGCUAGUGGAGGAAGUGAUUGAUGGAAAGAUUGUUCUAUCAAUGAGAGCUAUUUAUCAAUCUAAAAUGGGUCUUGGCCUCAUAAAUACGGGUGUCAAAGAGAUCCUACAAAAACUUUCAGAAAAACAAGGCAGGAGAAUGGAAUCGCGAGAGUCUGUCAAAGAUAUACCAAAGUUUGUCGAAUCGUAUCAGGGUCAAAUUAAUUUGGCAGAAAUCAAAUAUCCUUUGGAUCAUUUUAAGACAUUCAAUGAAUUCUUUAUAAGAGAGUUGAAACCUGGCACAAGACCAAUUGCUUGCAUGGACCGCGAUGAUGUUGCUGUAUGUGCUGCUGAUAGCCGUUUGAUGGCAUUUAGAAAUGUUGAAGAUAGUCAAAGAUUUUGGAUAAAGGGUCGAAAAUUUUCGUUGAAAGGACUUUUGGGAGAUGAAAUUUCCUCAAAUGCUUUCCGCGAUGGAACAUUAGUAAUCUUCAGAUUGGCACCACAGGAUUAUCAUCGUUUCCAUUUACCAGUCUCGGGAAUAGUUCAGAAAUUCGUUAACAUACCUGGAUGCCUAUAUACUGUUAACCCUAUUGCUGUUAAUAGCAAAUAUUGUAAUGUGUUCACCGAGAACAAGCGUGCGGUAUCUCUCAUUUCUACAACAGAGUUUGGAAAGGUAGCAUUUGUAGCAAUUGGAGCAACAAUGGUUGGUAGUAUUGAUUUCACUAAAAAGGAAGGGGAUCAUGUCAAGAAAGGGGAUGAGUUUGGUUAUUUUUCCUUCGGUGGAAGCACUGUAAUUUGUGUAUUCGAAAAGGAUUCAAUUGAAAUUGACGAAGAUCUUUUGGGGAAUAGCGAGAGAUCACUGGAGACACUAGUGUCUGUUGGAAUGCAAUUGGGUGUAAAAAGAAGAAUUAACUGAUUUUGUAAAUUCUUUGAAUAUCAUCAUUUUAGGCUUGUAAAAAUUGUAUUUUGGAUAUACUGCUUCAUCUGUAAACACAAUUUUUUUUGUAAGGUUUCUCAUUUGGAUAGAUUAAGAAAUUCAUUGUUGAUUAAUAAUAAACCAAUGUGUUUUAUGUUC